Molecule: messenger RNA, 4540 nt
Organism: Anopheles moucheti
Lineage: Eukaryota; Metazoa; Arthropoda; Insecta; Diptera; Culicidae
Product: protein javelin
Exons: 3
Coding region: 1662-4307 (881 amino acids)
Source: RefSeq, a predicted model, not a curated record
GGCCAAAUAAGUUUGGACCGCGGGACGAAGACGAAAGCGGAAUUACGAUCAUUGAAAUCAAGGACAGCCAGGUGUCGCAUAAGAGUUCGAGCGUUAUCUCGUACGACUCCAUCUAUCUGUCGUCGGAAAGCGACGAGAAGGAGCUGCUGGAUGAGCAACCAUCGACACCGACCGAGGACCCACAAAGACGGCGUGGCAAAGAGGCACUGAUUGAGGCUCAGUUUGAAGAAUACGAAGAAUUGUUCCACGAGGUUGACGAUCUUGAAAGUACGGAAAGUACGAUCGAUACCCUGUACGGGCAGGUGACAAAGCCGAAGCCAAAAAUAGUUGGAGUGGAGCCGAAGAAGAUCCAUCCGAACGAUUCAUUGCGACGGUACACCAAACACAACACGGGACGCAGUACGAUCGAACGACUGUCAAUCAUCUCGAACCUGAAGUUGAGGCAAGAGUUCGGCACCGGGAACGACCCACCAUCUCCGGGGAAUCCGAUCAGCAGAAAGGACAAGGCACUGCAGGCGGUCGACAGUGAUUAUCAGUACAACUCACUGCCCGAUGCGGACGUCUGCAAGAUUCUCCGAAAUUCCGAGCGCAUCGAUGCGAAACUGAGACGCAUUGCCGAUAGCGAACACAACGGUGACGCGGCGAGUCGCAAACGUGAGUUUGACUCACUGCCACGCCUUAACAAAGCGAACCUCAACCUAACGCGACCUCCGUCCGACGAGGACACAUCGCUGGAGGAGUCGGAUAAGGGUGCUCCCUCGAUCGAGGUGGUCGAAACGCCCACGAAAGAGGUACAGGGCAAGGUAUACCUGCAGGAUCUCGGUGUAGAGCUUGACUACGAAAAUUCUGUCGUUGCUGGUAACAGUGAUCAGGAAAGUGACAUCACCAUCGUUGCACCGCAGGAAAAUUUGGAGAUACCGACACCGGCAAUCGUCGUGACACCGGCGGCAGAAGGAAAAUUGGCCCAUUCGUCUGUUAUCUACUCUACCUUUGCGAGCACCGUCGGCAAACAAACGACCAGUAAGAUCCACUUUGAAAGUAAGGAGCGUCAGAAGCCGGAACCGGACGCACUGCGUGAGGUGCGCACGAAGCUCAAGCCCAUUCCGGUACAGCCCAAGGUACCGUUGGCACUAGCACCCACCGUCAAGCUCGGCGGAAGGAAAGUGAUCGUUGAUGAAGUUGCCGCCAAGGCGGUACAACGUGAAAAGGAGUUAGAAAAGGUGCAAGUGCCGUUGGCAAAGACCGGCUCCGAACAGAUUGGUGCGAUCGUGCCAAAGAAACCGCAAUCCGACGUACAGAAGGAAGAGGCGUCCCCUAUCGGGAUACCGAUUGCGAACGCGAAAGCACCUGUCAACGAUCAGGCAGAUCUUCCACGGACGGAAGAAAAGCAGGGCAGUCCCAAGGUAGAUCAUUCAAGUCUGUUCAAGGAAACGAAUCCGUUCAAGGAACAGGCCCGUCGGGAAAUAAAGCAUCGCGUAAACGAUCGUCCACUGUUUAAAGGUGUGCGGCGCUUCAACAGCACCGAGAAUAUCUUCACCUCGACGCCGAUCAUCGUCACCAAGACCUUCAACAACUGCAUUAAAACGAACGAGGUGAAGACGAAAUCGUUCGACUCGUUGAUCGUGGAAAACAAUCAGUGCGAUACCGGUAACAAGGCAAAAAUGCCACGACCACAGGUGAUACAGAUAGUGGAUUCGAAGCAGCAGGCAUCAGCACCGCCGUCCGUUGCGAACGGUGCCGACACGAUGCGCAAGACAUCCAAGAACGGCCAACAGACGCAGCGCGAGUUCCUGCAUAAGGUGGACUCCGUGCGCAGCUACUGGUCGAAGAUGCUGGACGAGGUGGAACAGCUCGAAUCGGAGGGCGACGCCAUCCGGACGGAGGAAGCGUUGCUGAAUGCAAAAAACGAGCUGCUGACGAGCAGCGUAGCCGCGUCUGUGGCCGCUGCUCCGGUGGGCUCUACCGCGCCCUACCAGCAAUCGCUGUCAAAAAACGGUAACGCCGAGCGGAAGUCCAGCAUCGGCUCGGCGACAUCGGAAGCAUCGGACAGCUCCAGGAACACCGGUUCCACCAAGACGGCCUCGAGCGGCCAGCAGCGUCAGUCGGCGGCCGGCCGGAACAAGUACUCCACCUACCAGCUCGAACCGGAGGACGACGUGGAGGACGAGCUGCGCUUUCAGAGCUUCAGCCCGACGGUCGAGAUAAUCGAGCUGGACGGGCACAAGCAGGCCGCACUGGUGAAGCCGAAGAACGCGAAGGAGCUCGACUUCGACCACGUGCGCUACAAGGUGAUGAAGUCGGAGAUGUUUCAAAAAAACUUGCUGGUAAACCAUCGGAAAGCGGCUCAGUUCGAUGGUUUAAUGCAGUACCUACAGGAUUACAGCUUUCAGGAGCUGCUUGCUCACAACAACGUUGUAAUCAUCGAGCCGGUCCGCACGAAGAUCGAGAAAAUCUCGGAAAAGCCGCCCCAGGCACCGGCGGCCGUCUGUCGGAUCACGAACGGUGCGUUGGGGGCACCACCCGGUGGCAAACGUCCGGCCGGUGCGACGACCGCGUCCGGCAUCAAGAAGCACUUCUUCUACCAUCCGAUCCGGGUAAACAAGGAGCUGCUGGACGAGGAACUGCCCAGCCCGGACACGGUGCGCAAUGUGCGCAAAUUGUUCGAGGGCACAUUGCGGCUUGGAACGGCCGCCAAACAGGCAUACGAAGAAGCGAAGGCGAACGGAACGGCAGGCAUCCGCAAAUGGGACUCUGCCAGCCUGUCGAGCGGUGUAUCGUCCAGCGGUGACCUAAGCUCCCCGUGCGACUGUGGCGAGAAUGAGCCGGGCGCCGCUGGUACGGCGGUAGCAGCCAGCAUGGAAACGCACCUGGCCGGUGAGCUGGAGUCGCACUACGUCAGCCAGGACGUGCUGGAGAAGAUACGCGAGUGCGGUUCAACCGUCACCUACUACGGUGGCCGCGUGCUGGACAAGCGCACCGAGCACAUCAGCACGAUGACCCGCGCCAUUAUGCGGGAGAUACGCGGCCAGGAUCGGCAGUGUGGCGUGUGCCAACCGCACGGUUGCCUCCGGCACACCGUCGAUGAUGACGAGGAUGAUGUGGAGGUGGGCGAGGUGGACGAGGAGGAUGAACAGGACGAACACGGCGGGCAUGCACACGGUUGCCCCGGUAGUCUGCGGAGGCCGAUGUCUGGCGAACGGGAAGGUGGAUUAGGUGUUAAAUUCAAGCUGGUCAAAUCGAAUAGCUGUAGCAGCCGGCUAGAACUAGCCGGAACCGGCAAAACACCGCCGGAUCUACUGCGACCGAACGGACGCAUGCGCGGUCGUCAUAUCCUCCCGGAGGAAAACUCCACCCGCUGCACGGCCGAGGCGACAAUCGAGGAGCCGGAGGAGAGUGUACGAGAUAUGGUCAGUAGGCUGGAGAGUGGGAACGCUACGCUUACCGCACGCACCACCAACAAACCACGCAUCAUCGAGUCGCGAUGUAUUGAGAAGUACGAACCCGAACCGGCCAUCACGAUCAACAACCAGACGACGGCGGAAGGUGCGCUCGCUAGUGACCGGAAGUCGCCCAGCGGGCUGGAACCAGUCACCGUCAACAAUCACAUCAACGUUGUGCAACCGGUGCCACAGCCACCACCGAUUCCGGGUCCACUAGUGAUACCACCGCUACUGAGGGGAGGCCCAGCAAAAACGCUGCCGGUUUGUGAGAUACCAACGGCAACGGCAUCUCCCACGACCGUUGCCACCUCCAUGGAACGUCCGCCCAAAGUUUGCCGCAACAAAAAUGUGGAUCUUGCGUUUGCGGCCACCAUGAAGCAGCUGGUCGGCUUGAAUGGCAGCGGCACGGUAAGACAACCGUCCGCAGUCAAGAAGUCCCCAUCGCAGGCAUCGGUCACCAUGGAGUCGAACGACCAGCAGCAGUCACCACCGGAGAGUGCACCAACGAGUGCCGCUUCCGUGACCAAAACGGUCACCUUUAACUUCACCAACGGGUCGUCCGAAACGGCCACCAACGGGAGCGAGGAGUCGCACCAUACGAAUGGGGCGCCAACGCACACGGUGGACCACAGCGAGAAUCUGCGACCGAGCGCCAUUGCCGAGCAGCGUAAGGCGGACGAGCUGACGUCCCCGAAGCUGGUCAACUGGAGCAGUAUUGGACGGUUUGACGAGCGGCAGUACUUCGCCAACGACCGGAAGCUGAUCGAGAAGCGCAAAUACGACGACAUGGAGUUCGAGGAGUUUGAGGUGCUCGAUCCAAAUGCUCCCCCCUCUUCGGAGCAUUACGAUAGUCUCAACAGCAAGUAAAGGCACACGGGUCGGGAUAAGGCGAUAUUACACGCAAGUAUUUCAAAUCUCCAUGAAAAAAACGAAGCUCGAAAAACGUAACCAAAAAACAAAUGGAUGCCGAAGAUUCGAAAGCAAAAGCAAAUGCCACACCAGAUGCACACGUUUGGGCCAUGUAGUCAGUACGCUUAUUCUUAUCGCCGUAUUUCUAACAAAACUUAGCAUAACUGAACGAAAGAGGCAAGAGAGAGAGA